AUGCUGAGUGAACCGAACGCGACCAACAGCGACAGUAACAAAAACGCGCCGAUACCGUCAUCGUCGUCGUCUGAAAGCCUUUCGGCCGGCUACAAUCGGUGUCGAGUGUGCGAGCGCACCUACGAUGGUUCGCAACACUUCGGAAUUGAUAUUUGUCGCGCUUGCGCCGCUUUCUUCCGACGAUCCGUUCACGUCAAGAAGACGUUUGUAUGCCGAAGAGGGGCGAAUAAAUGCCGAUUGGAUACCCCUCGAAAAGUGACAUGCCAGAAAUGCCGAUGGGUUCGUUGCCUUCAAGUCGGCCUCCACACCGAUUUGGUGUCGAGCGGGCAGAGAUCAUCGCCGUCGAAACCCGAGUGCGACGACGAGACGCCAUAUGAGUCGGAGGAUAGCAGUUCGACGGAAAAGGACUAUGGUGAUGAGAAUUCGACGGCGACGACAAUAUGCCGGCCGAAACCGCUCCAAUUGAACAUUGAUGUUGAUAAAACGCAUCAGCGGGUUCUCAUACACUACAGGGAGUUUUGCAAAAAUCGACACAUUAUUGAGAGCGAGGUGGAAUUGAGAAAUGAUCAGGAGUUUAACAUCAACGGAAAGAAAAUGAACAAGACGACGUAUAGCCGAUUGUCGGAGAUAUUCAAAAGGGAGCUACCAUUCUUCCAUAUAUUCCUCGCCGACUCAUUCGAUGAUUAUCGGCUCGCUGAGCCCGCCGAGCAGAAGCGAAUCUGUGCAAUGGCCUAUCCGGUCAUUUGGGAGAUCGAAUCGUGCUAUUGGACGUAUCGAUUGCUCUCGAAGGAGCAUGGAAUUGAUAAAGCUCUCAAAACUGUCAGCGAAACUAUGCAGAAUAUUGUGCUUCAUCCGAUGCAUAGUUUGAUCAUGACAGAAGUGGAAUUCACGAUUCUGUUGGCUCUCAACAUUUGGGCUCCGCGAAAUCAUCGACUCAAUGGCGAAGCGGAACGAAAAGCGGAAAUGACGCGCUCGAAAUUGUUUGACGAUUUGCAUGUUUUGUAUCGGCAUGAGAUUAAAAUGGACAAUUACGCCAAGAGAAUGGGCGAUCUUAUGUGCGUUUAUACCGAUAUUCAGAGCGCUAACAUUUCCAGCAAAGUUGAGCAGAUUUUGUUUGGAGGCGUGCAGCAAUGGGUUGAGCAGUUAUAG
Molecule: messenger RNA, 1149 nt
Organism: Caenorhabditis bovis
Lineage: Eukaryota; Metazoa; Nematoda; Chromadorea; Rhabditida; Rhabditidae
Source: the annotation of a GenBank genome assembly